AAUGAAAUCUAUUAAUUUUAAAGAUAUACUCGAAGCCAAACGAUGCUUCUACUCUUAAGGUAUUGACUAUUUCCACACGACGUUUAGAGGAUGUACCCAUGGGUGAGCAUGCACCCCAGAGCCAUGGGUACUAGCCUUACUUCUAAACGUGAGAGCACUCAUCUUUCGUUCCUCCUUGAUGAGACCUCUGGCGGCAGUAGUGUGGUUUUACAAGUGCGCAGUGAUUAAGUUCUUAACCCUAUUCUACUUCCUACUUACUUGUACUAAAGCUCUUCUUUAGUCUGUCGCCGCUCUAUCGCACUCGUCGACUCGCUUUCGUGUCAGUAUUUUUGUCUAAGUCUAGUCGCCUCUUCGAAUCCAUUAAUGUCUUCAUCUUCUCUCACAACUACCCACAACUACACACACAAGACUUAGAAGGUACCUCUUCACGAAACUUGCCGCAGCAGCUACGGAGACUUGACGGAAGUCCUCUCUACCUUUUUACUUCAUAGAAAUACUGACUUUGAAAAGACCUAGGUAAGUCUCAUUAUUUAUUUGAAGAAGUUUUUAUCCAUCAUGAUCAAUUGACACAGGUUCAAGAGGAGCUACGCGGACGAUGGC
This is a messenger RNA of Amoebophrya sp. A25, 600 nucleotides long. NCBI's taxonomy places the organism in Eukaryota, Dinophyceae, Syndiniales, Amoebophryaceae. The record is from the annotation of a GenBank genome assembly.